Pezoporus flaviventris is the source of this 1276-nucleotide messenger RNA. It is a transcript of the gene EXOSC1, whose product is annotated as exosome component 1. Gene Ontology annotation, biological process: RNA processing. The record is from RefSeq and is a predicted model, not a curated record. Lineage: Eukaryota; Metazoa; Chordata; Aves; Psittaciformes; Psittacidae. The transcript has 9 exons. The coding region runs from base 1 to 1197 and encodes 398 amino acids. Gene Ontology annotation, cellular component: cytoplasm; nuclear exosome (RNase complex). Gene Ontology annotation, molecular function: RNA binding.
AUGCUGUUCCACAACCUCUGGAUCAACCUGCAGAGGCCACCCUGCCCCACUGAGAGUCCCAGUGCCUUCUCCUUCCUCAUCCACCUUGGACCAUACCUACAGCAUCCCCGGGGCGACAGAUCCCACCCCUGCGGUGCCUGCCGGCCCGCCCAGCCCCCUGCAGGCCCGGUCCCCGCCCGGUCCCACCGCCCCGGAGCAGACCUGCCGCCCGCCGCCCGCCGCCCGCCGCCUCCAUGCCCGCCGCCCGCCGCUCCACGGCCCCACGGGCAGCGCCCGCUGACCCGCGCACUGCGCCUGCGCGCCGAGCAUGCCGGAACGCGGCAGCAGCCGGCGCUGGCAUACAACUCCCAGCGGGCAGCGCGGUCACGGGUGCGCUCCCGGACGCGAAUAUGGAUACUCCGGAGCGGCUCUGUGUCCCCGGUGAGUGCGGGUGAGGAGACGGGGGCCUGGAGCUGCGGGGUGCCCAGGCCGGGGUGGCCCGGGGGAGGAGUAUGGAGAGGCCGAGGCUGUGGGGAGGGGGUUGCCCCCCCCGGGGCAGCGCUGCCCCGCCGCGUUGGGCUGGCCGGGAGCGGGCAUGGGCGGUGCGGGGCCUGGGCCGCCGGCGCGGGAGGUUCCCUGGCAGUGUGGGCUCGCCCCUUAGGCGAGCGGCUGUGCAGCGCGGAGGAGGCCACGGCUGGCAGCGGGACCUACACCCGGCACGGAUUCAUCUUCUCCUCGCUGGCUGGGUGUGUGGAGAAGACGAGCGAGGAGAACGGGCUGCCCGUUGUGUCUGUGGUGAGAGACAGUGACCCCCAGCUCCUGCCCGACGUAGGAGUCGUGGUGACAUGCAAGGUUUGCAGCAUUAACUCUCGCUUUGCCAAGGUGCACAUCCUGUACAUCGGCUCCACACCACUGAAAUCCAUCUUCCGGGGGACCAUACGGAAAGAAGAUAUUCGAGCCACAGAGAAAGAUAAGGUGGAAGUGUACAAGAGUUUCCGCCCUGGUGACAUAGUCCUGGCCAAAGUCAUCUCGCUGGGGGACUCACAGUCCAACUACCUCCUGACCACAGCAGAGAAUGAGCUGGGUGUGGUGGCAGCACGCAGCGAUGCAGGGAUGCAGAUGGUGCCCAUCAGCUGGUGUGAGAUGCAGUGCCCACGGACACACACCAAGGAAUUCCGUAAGGUGGCCCGCGUGCAGCCUGAGUUCCUGCAGACCUAGCAGCCGCGAGGGGACCUGCGGGAUGAGGGGCUGUAGGGCCAGAGCAGCCCCGGCCCAGGGAGGUGCACCAGCCAGGCCC